This is a messenger RNA of Aureobasidium pullulans EXF-150, 2353 nucleotides long. Its product is annotated as purine permease. Gene Ontology annotation, biological process: transmembrane transport; xanthine transport. The transcript is spliced from 4 exons. NCBI's taxonomy places the organism in Eukaryota, Fungi, Ascomycota, Dothideomycetes, Dothideales, Saccotheciaceae. The record is from RefSeq and is a predicted model, not a curated record. Gene Ontology annotation, molecular function: xanthine transmembrane transporter activity. Gene Ontology annotation, cellular component: membrane; fungal-type vacuole. The coding region runs from base 428 to 2200 and encodes 590 amino acids.
CCAGCCUCGUGCAGGCUAUCUUUUGAGGGUUUUCAACGACCGUCGCGUUGCUUGAAUUUGCCCGAGGUCAUUCGAUCGAGUAAUCGACCAACGUAAAUGGUUUUCGCCGACAACCGAACCGUUGAUCCUGCCCUCCAUGUACAUCCACACAGUACAUUGAAAUAUUCUCUUGACCUCGAUCGCAUAUCUUAUCUUCAAGCUCGCAUAUAUCUAUCUAGUAUUCCCAGUCUCUGUGAGCCCAAUUCAGUGUUCUCUAUAUUACACAAGAAGCUUCAUCUCUAUUUCGCAGAUAAUCGUUUUGAUACCUCAUGCGAUUCCAGUUCAACAUCGCCCAAGAUUGGAGACACGACCAACAACAAUUCUAGUUUGACUGUAUUCGCCAUCGGUUCUUCUCCAAAUUAUCCCACAAAAGUACACCGUUUUCGUAAUGGCCAGCAACUUCAAGGACGACAGUCCGGAUACGAUUGGUCCUGAGACCACACCGAAGCGAUCCUUCUCUGAAAAUGGUCGUCGCAUUGUCAAAGCCUUCACAACAAAAGAAGGCUUGGUAGGCGACUACGACUAUGCAUUCUUAUUCAAGCCUCAGCUACCAUUGAAACGGGCACGUAGAGCAGGUCCCUUCUUCGGCCUCAACGAUAAGAUGCCCGUAUUUCUUGCUCUGUUAUUGGGCUUCCAACACGCCCUUGCUAUGCUUGCAGGCAUCAUCACUCCCCCGAUCAUCCUCUCGGGUAGUGCCAACCUCAUCCAGGCAGAUCAACAGUAUCUGGUAUCCGCAUGUCUGAUCAUGAGCGGCAUCUUGAGCAUGAUCCAGAUCUCCCGUAUUCAUAUCUGGAAAUCUCCGUACUACGUCGGUACUGGUUUGAUCUCGGUCGUGGGAACAUCUUUUGCGACUAUCCCUGUCGCUACAGGUGCAUUCUCGCAGAUGUACGCUACUGGUUUCUGUCCUUCAGAUGCAGAUGGCAACCCUCUUCCAUGUCCCAAUGGAUAUGGCGCCCUGAUUGCGACCUCAUGCGUCUGUGCCCUUCUCGAGAUUCUGAUGUCUUUUACACCACCGAAAAUUCUGAAGAAAAUCUUCCCUCCUAUCGUCACUGGACCCACCGUCAUGUUGAUUGGUGUAUCUCUGAUCAGUUCCGGAUUUGAGAACUGGGCCGGAGGCAGUGGUAGCUGUGCGUCUCGUCCCGAAACUGGUCUCUACAGUCUAUGUCCCAACGUAGGGGCUCCUCACGCGCUUCCUUGGGGAAGUGCCGAAUUUAUAGGACUCGGAUUCCUUGUCUUCGUCAGCAUCAUCUUGACCGAGCGCUUUGGUAGCCCAAUCAUGAAGUCAUGUGCUGUUGUCGUCGGCUUGCUCAUCGGCUGUAUUGUGGCUGCUGCGUGCGGAUACUUCGAUCGCAGUGGUAUUGAUGCUGCACCUGUCGCCAACUUCAUCUGGGUCCGCACCUUCAAGCUACAGGUUUAUGGACCACUGGUCUUGCCAUUAUUAACAGUCUAUAUCGUCUUGGCUAUGGAAGCAAUCGGCGACAUCACGGCGUCGUGUGAUGUGUCCCGCCUCCAAGUCGACGGAGCCAUGUUCAACAGCCGCAUUCAGGGUGGCGUCCUUGCCGAUGGUUUGAACGGACUCAUUGCAGGUCUAUGCACAUUAACACCUAUGUCUGUAUUCGCUCAGAAUAACGGCGUGAUUGCCUUGACCCGAUGUGCCAACCGCAAGGCCGGCUACGCGGCCUGCUUCUGGCUACUUAUCAUGGGUAUCUUUAGCAAGUUUGCCGCCGCAUUGGUAGCCAUACCUUCAUCAGUCCUCGGUGGCAUGACCACUUUCCUUUUCGCCUCGGUCGCAACCAGUGGUCUUCGUAUCAUCUCGACGAUCCCUUUCACCCGCCGCAACCGAUUCAUUCUGGCCGCAGCGUUUGCUCCUGGCUUCGGUGCUACUCUUGUUCCCACUUGGUUCAGCUACGUCUUCACCUACUCCGGCAGCAAUCAAGCACUACUCGGCUUCUUCAACGCCAUCGUACUAGUGAUGGAGGAGGGCUUCGCCCUUGCUGCCUUCAUUGCGUUGAUCCUCAACUUGAUCUUGCCCGAAGAAAUGGAAGAUGAAGAGAUCCCCGAGUUGACUGCCAACACCAUCGAUGCACCUGCGGAUGAAGAGGAGUGGAGACACAUCAGAAGAGAGGAUGAGAGCGAAAAGAUCGCUCCCGUCAAAGAAUAGAUAUGAGAGAGGUCAAAAGGUAUAACAGGCCUCUAGAGUUACGUGGUGAUGAUUGAAGAUAUGAAGGCCGGUAUAUUGAGCUUAGACAUGAAAAGUUUGCUCUUAACAUAAUACUAUUAUAGUAUAUCAAAUGUCCUUUUUGCAUCUCGGAAA